UGUCUUUGUUCAAUCUUAUCGAUUAGAGAAAUGCAGAGAUUGAGAUCUCAGCUACUGGCUAGGCCUCUCUUGGAGGAGAGCAGGCUGCGAGGGUAUUGCACGAGCUCCUCAUCCGAAAAGAUGGUAGCUUCGGUGCUUUUCGAGAGAUUGCGCGUUGUGAUACCAAAACCAGAUCCUUCUGUUUACGCUUUUCAGGAGUUCAAGUUCAAUUGGCAACAGCAGUUUCGCCGUAGAUACCCAGAUGAGUUCUUGGACAUUGCUAAGAACAGAGCCAAGGGAGAAUAUCAAAUGGACUAUGUGCCUGCUCCCAGAGUUACAGAGGCUGACAAGAAUAACGAUAAAAAGUCAUUAUAUAGAGCUCUGGACAAGAAGUUGUAUCUUCUCAUCUUCGGCAAGCCAUUUGGAGCUACUAGUGACAAACCUGUCUGGCAUUUCCCUGAGAAAGUCUAUGAUUCUGAGCCUACUCUUCGUAAGUGUGCGGAAUCUGCUUUGAAGUCAGUGUUAGGAGACCUAACUCACACAUACUUUGUUGGAAAUGCUCCAAUGGCUCACCUGGCUAUACAACCUACUGAAGAAACACCUGAUUUGCCUUCUUACAAGAGGUUCUUCUUCAAAUGCAGUGUAGUGGCAGCGUCUAAGUACAACAUAAGUAACUGCGAGGAUUUUCUGUGGGUAACCAAAGAUGAGCUUCUGGAGUUCUUCCCUGAGCAAGCUGACUUCUUCAACAAGAUGAUCAUUAGCUGAGGCUACUCUCUUUUUUCCUUCUGGCUCUCUUCAUGGAGAUAGAAAACAAUAAAACAUGAACUUUUAAGACAUACACAAGGUGUGUGAUGGUCACUGUAAUACCCCAUACCAAACCCAUGUCUCUGUUUUUUUAGUCGCACACACGUGUGAAGUUAGGUGACGGACAUUAGGUGGCAGUUUGAUCGCAAGUACAUAGUUGAGUGUGGUUGGAUUCUCU
Molecule: messenger RNA, 961 nt
Organism: Brassica oleracea var. oleracea
Lineage: Eukaryota; Viridiplantae; Streptophyta; Magnoliopsida; Brassicales; Brassicaceae
Product: 54S ribosomal protein L17, mitochondrial-like
Exons: 6
Coding region: 31-744 (237 amino acids)
Cellular component (GO): mitochondrial large ribosomal subunit
Molecular function (GO): structural constituent of ribosome
Source: RefSeq, a predicted model, not a curated record